Danio aesculapii is the source of this 365-nucleotide messenger RNA. Its product is annotated as von Willebrand factor-like. The transcript is spliced from 3 exons. Bases 24 to 365 code for a protein of 113 amino acids. The record is from RefSeq and is a predicted model, not a curated record. Lineage: Eukaryota; Metazoa; Chordata; Actinopteri; Cypriniformes; Danionidae. Gene Ontology annotation, cellular component: extracellular matrix.
GAGGUCAGGUGUUUUCUGACUGCAUGUCGUCCUGUCCGGCCACAUGUGCGUCUCCCCGUCCUCCAGCGGCGGGUCAGUGUCGGGACGAGUGUGUGGGGGGCUGCGAGUGUCCUCAGGGUGUGUUUCUGCACGCGGGACAGUGUGUGAGACGGGACGACUGCCCCUGCUUCCACAGGCGACACUCCUACAGCGCAGGACACGCCAUCAGACAGAGAUGCAACACCUGUGUGUGUCGUGCCGGGCAGUGGGAGUGUUCUACAGAGAAGUGUGAAGCUCAGUGCUCUAUAUUAGGAGCCAUGCACAUCACCACCUUUGACCAGAAGAGAUACGGCCUGCAGACUGCAGACUGCCGACUUUGUGGAUGA